Messenger RNA from Suncus etruscus (white-toothed pygmy shrew), 1306 nucleotides. RefSeq names its product ras homolog family member G (gene RHOG). Gene Ontology annotation, cellular component: cell cortex; cytoplasmic vesicle; cytoskeleton. The record is from RefSeq and is a predicted model, not a curated record. Lineage: Eukaryota; Metazoa; Chordata; Mammalia; Eulipotyphla; Soricidae. The transcript is spliced from 2 exons. Bases 146 to 721 code for a protein of 191 amino acids. Gene Ontology annotation, molecular function: protein kinase binding; GTP binding; GTPase activity. Gene Ontology annotation, biological process: actin filament organization; regulation of actin cytoskeleton organization; cortical cytoskeleton organization.
UCCUUCUCGAGCCCGGAGCCGCCGCCACCGCCCCCGGCUCCCCCAGCGCGGGGAGGGCACCAGAUCACCACAUCCAGAGUGUGAGGAGGAGGAGGAGGAGGAAGAGGAGGCCUUGCCUCUCCACCUGCAGUAGCUGGUACCCACCAUGCAAAGCAUUAAGUGUGUGGUGGUGGGCGAUGGGGCUGUUGGCAAAACAUGCCUGCUCAUCUGCUACACAACGAAUGCCUUCCCCAAGGAGUACAUCCCCACAGUGUUCGACAAUUACAGCGCCCAGAGCGCCGUGGACGGGCGCACGGUGAACCUGAACCUGUGGGACACAGCGGGCCAGGAGGAGUAUGACCGCCUGCGCACACUCUCUUACCCGCAGACCAAUGUCUUUGUCAUCUGUUUCUCCAUUGCCAGCCCACCCUCGUAUGAGAACGUGCGGCACAAGUGGCAUCCCGAGGUGUGUCACCACUGCCCUGACGUGCCCAUCCUCCUGGUAGGCACCAAGAAGGACCUGAGAGCCCAGCCUGACACCCUCCGGCGCCUCAAGGAGCAGGGCCAGGCACCCAUCACACCGCAGCAGGGCCAGGCCCUGGCCAAGCAGAUCCACGCGGUGCGCUACCUCGAGUGCUCAGCUCUGCAGCAGGACGGGGUCAAGGAAGUGUUUGCUGAAGCUGUCCGGGCUGUGCUCAACCCCACGCCGAUCAAGCGCGGCAGGUCCUGUGUUCUCUUGUGACGCCGGCCCUCUGCUUGGAGGCAGCCCUCCUCUCCCCACCAGUUGUGCCUUGGCGCCUUGUCUGCCCCCAGCUGUGCCUUAAGGACUAAUUCUGGCACCCCUUGCCAGGGGGCUCCCUGAAUGCCUUUUUCUCUGAAUGCCUAUUUCUCAUGGAAAGGGGCUUUAUUUAGGCCUUACCCUACUCUGCUUGGGAAUACCAGGUAUUCUUGAGAGUUCACCCAGGUCAAGAACCAGGCCACCCUUCACAAUGCCAACUCCACGUCCCCUUGCCCAUCUUCCCCUACUGACCAUCUAAUCCUGCUUUCCACAGAUGUUUGCCUAUUGUGGUGCCUUCUCUCAGGUUAGGCGCUCUCAGCCACCCUCACUUCCCCUUGAUGCUUGUUCAUCGGAAUCCUUACUGCUCCAACAAGCUCUGUCCCUUCCCCAGUGAAGGAGCCCCAGAAUCCUGAGAAGAUGAAUGUGCCUAACCUUCCUGCCUGUGCCCAGGCCUUACGCAUCGGCUGACUUAGUCCCCACUCCACCCCCAAGGCUACUGGGGGCCUUUCCUACCCCCAUCAGCAUCAAUAAAACCUCCUGUCUCCAAUA